Messenger RNA from Diabrotica virgifera virgifera (western corn rootworm), 1056 nucleotides. RefSeq lists its product as uncharacterized. Bases 49 to 972 code for a protein of 307 amino acids. Gene Ontology annotation, molecular function: nucleic acid binding. Lineage: Eukaryota; Metazoa; Arthropoda; Insecta; Coleoptera; Chrysomelidae. The transcript is spliced from 3 exons. The record is from RefSeq and is a predicted model, not a curated record.
AAUUAUAGUUCUCUUACGUCUACAGUACGACACAGAGCUAUUUACAAAAUGUACAAAUUGGUGGUGUUGUUCGCCGUUUUGGCUGCCGUCUCUGCCAGACCCAGUCAUCUUCUUACACCAGUGGUCCACAGCGCAGCAGUGAUCGGUUCAGUACCAACCAGCAUUAGUGAACACAGCACCUCGAUCGUCCAUAAUCAUGCUUUGGUCCAUGCUGCCCCAGUUGUACACUCUGCUCCACUGAUCCACACCGUUCACGCUGCUCCAGUUUUCCAAGCUUACUCUUCUCCAGUUGUUGUUGCUUCUCCCUACUUAUCUGCUGGACAUUUAUGUGCGAAAUAUUGUGACCUCCUAAAUGGUUUUCUUCUUGAAACGGCUCAUGUUUUAUAUCCAGAGGGGUGGCGUUUUCAGCAAGACAAUGCAAGAUGCCAUACUUGUGCUUAUACUCAAGCUUGGAUACAAGAACACGAAUUGGCAACAAUUCUGUGGCCAGCAGCAUCUCCAGAUUUUAGCCCCAUUGAAAACAUAUGGGGACUGAUGAAGACUGAAGUAGAACAAGCAGCGCCACGAGAUAAAAAGUUUUCUUCAGUUAGUCUCAAACCUCGCAACACAGACCUACUUGUCAAAAUGUUCAAAUUGGUGGUGUUGUUCGCUCUCGUAGCCAUUACCGUAGCUAAGCCAAGUGGUUUGCUGCUUUCGAGCCCUCUGGUAGAAACCUACAGUGCACCAUUAGUAGCCGCUGUUCCCGCUGCUGUUAGCUCCACCUACAGGAAGGACAUCAUCAGCAAACCAGUCGUUGCUGCCUAUUCAGCUCCUGCCAUCUAUGCCGAACCCCUUGUAGAGAAAUACAUCGCUCCAGUCGCUCUUCCUGCUGCCGUUAGCCACAGCUACAGAAGUGAUCUCGUCAGCAGUCCUGUAGUUGCCGCCUACGCUGCACACUAUCCUGCUUUGGCCUACUCCGCUCAAGUUUGGUGAAGAGAGGACUGAGAAACUGGUGAUAAUUUUGGAUUUUUUGUUUGGUUUUGAUUUAAAAUUCAAAAUAAAAUUUAGUUCUAAGUA